This is a messenger RNA of Pezoporus flaviventris, 1386 nucleotides long. RefSeq names its product green-sensitive opsin. The record is from RefSeq and is a predicted model, not a curated record. The transcript has 5 exons. Bases 76 to 1143 code for a protein of 355 amino acids. Gene Ontology annotation, biological process: visual perception; phototransduction; G protein-coupled receptor signaling pathway. Lineage: Eukaryota; Metazoa; Chordata; Aves; Psittaciformes; Psittacidae. Gene Ontology annotation, cellular component: photoreceptor outer segment; membrane. Gene Ontology annotation, molecular function: G protein-coupled receptor activity.
AAUUGAAUACAGACUCAGAAUAUCUGAUUUUUAGAAAGCCCUUAGAAGCAAAGCAGCUGCCCUCACGUUGGCAGGAUGAACGGGACGGAAGGCGUCAAUUUUUACGUGCCUAUGUCCAACAAGACAGGGGUGGUGCGAAGCCCCUUUGAGUACCCCCAGUACUACCUAGCUGAGCCCUGGAAAUACCGUGUCGUGUGCUGCUACAUCUUCUUCCUCAUCUCCACCGGUUUGCCCAUCAACCUGCUCACCCUCUUGGUGACCUUCAAACACAAGAAGCUCCGGCAGCCGCUCAACUACAUCUUGGUCAACUUGGCCGUGGCUGAUCUCUUCAUGGCCUGCUUUGGCUUCACAGUCACCUUCUACACGGCCUGGAAUGGCUACUUCGUCUUUGGCCCCAUUGGCUGUGCUGUGGAAGGCUUCUUCGCUACGCUGGGAGGCCAAGUCGCCCUGUGGUCCCUGGUGGUCCUGGCCAUCGAGCGCUACAUCGUCGUCUGCAAACCCAUGGGGAACUUCCGCUUCUCCUCGAGCCACGCCAUGAUGGGCAUCGCUUUUACCUGGGUUAUGGCCUUCUCCUGUGCUGCUCCACCCCUCUUUGGCUGGUCCAGAUACAUGCCGGAGGGGAUGCAGUGUUCCUGUGGUCCCGACUACUAUACCCACAACCCUGACUAUCACAAUGAGUCCUACGUCCUCUACAUGUUCAUCAUCCACUUCAUCAUCCCAGUCGUGGUCAUUUUCUUCUCCUACGGGCGCCUCAUUUGCAAAGUCCGAGAGGCAGCUGCCCAGCAGCAGGAAUCAGCCACAACCCAGAAGGCCGAGAGGGAGGUGACGCGGAUGGUGAUCCUCAUGGUGCUGGGAUUCAUGCUGGCUUGGACGCCCUAUGCCGUGGUGGCGUUCUGGAUCUUCACCAACAAGGGAGCGGACUUCACUGCCACUCUCAUGUCAGUGCCUGCCUUCUUCUCCAAGAGCUCCUCCCUCUACAACCCCAUCAUCUACGUCCUCAUGAACAAGCAGUUCCGUAAUUGCAUGAUCACCACAAUCUGCUGCGGCAAGAACCCCUUUGGGGAUGAAGACACCUCUUCCGCUGUAUCCCAGAGCAAGACCGAGGUCUCCUCCAUCUCCUCCAGCCAAGUAUCACCUGCAUAGACCAUGGACAGUUUGAACUGGGGUGACCCCCCGAGCUCAGGGACCAAUACAGACAUCCCUCUCCCACAGUCUCCCUUCAUGCAGUCCCUCCCUUGUGCGCCAACACCCAACCUUUAGCUGUGCACCUACUGCAGUAGCAUCCCCCAGGCACCGGACACCCCUGGUGCGAACACACAGAGCUCUUCCCACUGACACAGCCCCUUGCAGGGCAGCCCAGGUCCCUUCCCCAGCUCCCAGGAGCUG